AGCUGCCAGUCGGCUGUGCAUAUCAUGACCAGGAUCUAUGCGUGGGCCUUUUAAAGCCGCAUAAGUGGGAUCGUGGACGUGUGAGUGCAGCGAAAUUCUCUCCGCUGGCCUUAAGCUCAGAGCAGGAGGAGGCCAAUUGUGUUGACACAUUGUUGGACGUUGACGAACAAGCUGCGCACACCCAUCUUCAUCGCCCACCGCCAGAGGGUUCUCAAGGUCUGCACCCUCUCGAUGCCCGAGCCGAAGCUGCUACCGUCGCUCGGCAUUACCUUCCUUCUGUGCUAUGUGGCGCUCAGUAGAGCGCGAGGUGGGGGCGCGAGCAGGCUUUCAUCGCGUUCGCACCGAAGCAGCAGCAGUAGGCAGAAGCCGAGAAAGAGAGGCGGUGCGGACGGAGGAUCGGAGCAGCAAUGUCAAGGUUUCCUCGACCUCAUCCGCAACGAGUCUCAGCUUCGUCAUGAGCAGCGACAGACAAAGCCGUCCUUGACCAGGAAACAACUCGGCGAGGGGCGAUUGGUGGUGGUGAUCAUAGGGCCAGCGAGUACUGGCGUCCAUCAGAGCUACGUCGUCGAGAAACUGCUGCGGUACCUGCGAUGGUCCAACUUGAUAAGGCGACACUUCCUGAUGACGCCCGACGACCUAGGGUCGACGGCGAGGGAUGUGGCGUCUAGCUCCGCGCCUAGGGACAACCUGACCGAGCUCUCCAGCAGCCGCAACAGAGAAAAUGGGUGCCACACUCGCUCGACGGGGAACGUUCUGGACACCGGUGCCACGCCCGGGGGGAAGAACGGGUCGCUGACCAAUGGGAAUGGGCACGGGAGCGGCGGGAAAAACGGGGACAGAAAACGCGGCACCCCAGCCGUGCGGCAGACCCACGGCUACACAUACAGCGAUAGAGGGAAAGCCGCGGCGUUGGAGACGAUCGCGGCCCAAGAGUCCGUGAAGAAAGUGGCGGCGUGGCUGAACGGGCUGAGCGCAGGGGGGGUGGCGGUCGUGGAAGCACGGGUCCGACGGCAGGGGUAUAGAGGGGGCCGAACCCCUCCAACCAAGAACCAACGCCUGGAGACCGCGGGCCCCGACGUGGGCGUCCUGUGGGUGGAAGUCCUUCCGUCGGGACUGUACCACCACGGCAGCAGUAGCUGCAGCAACGGCGGCAGCAACACCGGCGCGGAUGAUCCACUGCGAUCGCCGACCCUGCUGCCCCACUCCUUGCCUCUGGUUAAGCACACCGGGGGCUCCGGUCACCCGCAAACGGCGGCGGCGCAUCGUUCUAGCGGGAGCACAGCGACAGAGGCGGCGAGGAGCACCGACAACGGCGUGGGGGGGGCGUGGAAAUCGAUCAACGGGCUCGCCCGCGGCGUGCCCAAGGGGCCCGGCGGGAACGUCGUGGACACGUUUCUCCAGUCGGGUAGCCUUGUCGGCGCCGGGGGGCACGUGAUAUACGAGUCGGUGAGGAGGGGGGUGAGGGGCGGCGCCGGCGCCGGCGCCGGCAAGGGCAAGAGCUGCUUCGUUAGCUUGGCGGAUCAGGGACUGGACGUGCAGAGCCAGCUAGAAGACAAGGCAUGUCCAUUGGUUGAGCGUGUUGGGACCUUCGCGGGGGCCCUACGGAUGAAGAAAUCAUGGCACGAAUGCCCGGUGUAUCUCACCCGGCACGGGGAAUCCCUCGGGAACCAGACCAAGUCCAUGGGGGGCGACGGAAACCUUUCCGAGACGGGCGACCGGUAUGCCGGCGUUUUGGCGGACUUUGUGGCGGCGCAACUGGGCGCGGGGCAGAGCCGCCUGUUGGUGUGGUGCUCGCCGAUGAAACGAGCGGCACAGACGGCCAGAGCGGCAAGUGUGAAAUGCCACCGGUAUACCCAGUGGCAAGCACUGACAGAACUGGACACAGGCAUCUUCAACGGCUGCUCCUACAAGCAGGUCGAGAGGGAUUACCCCGAAGAGUUCACCGCAAGAGAGGUCGACAAGCUGUGCUACCGCUACCCGGAAGGGGAGGGGUACCUCGACGUCGUGCACAGGCUAGACCCGGUGGUCGUCGCCCUGGAGAAGGAAGACCGUCCCGUGAUCGUCGUUUCUCACCAGGCGGUUCUCCGUUGCCUGUAUGCCUACUUCCACGACAUCUCCCUCCGAGAGAUGCCCCGGAUUCCCAUCUCCCUCCACACCGUCGUCAAGCUCACCCCGGUCGACUAUCACCCGGAGGCAUCGGCGCCGGCCGCGGCGGCGGGGGCGGCGGGAGGGGGGGCGCGGUUCUGGAAGGAGCUUCGCUUUGAGCUGAUAAAGCAGACGCCCUUGCAACACCUCGUGGAAGCGGCGGCAGUCAGCGGCGGCAUAAACAGCCGAACGUCGUCGCAGCUUGGGGAGAGGUUGUCCUGAGCAGGAACAUGUCGAAGCGUUAAAGUGAAAUUUCCAGGAAUUUUCGAGAUCUGUUGUUUGGCGACGAAAACAACCAAGAGUUUCGCCGAUACAAAACAGGGGAGUUUUUGUUUCAUGUGUCGUUUCCCGGUGUGCCUCUCUCACUAUCUAUUCGAAAUGAUGGGAAGUGUGAAAAGAGGGAAUCGUCCUCGACAGACGUCGGGGAGAUUAUACCUUUACGAAGGUCUCCACAGAAGAGUAUCUCUGAAAGUGCUUGCUUGUUGUGAUUUUCAUCAUGAAUUUUACGUCCGGAAAUCGGUUUGGGUCUAGUCUGGCUUUGGUCUUCGGUGUUUUUGGAUGGAGGGCGGGAGUUGGUGACAAGACCGAGUGCUUGCAACGGGCUCAUGUGAGUGAUAACUUCUCGAGGGGUAGAGCACCCGGCCGUCGAAGGUGCCCAUUCUUGCUGAUUGCCGUGAUGGCGGGACAGAGAGCGACUCGGUUCGACCGCCAUUCGAAGUUGGGGGCGAUUGUUUCUCUCAAGAACAGGGUCUCGUGGUUGCUACAACAACCUGGCGCGUGCACAUGAGAAACGCGUUCGAUGGCGGACACACAGGGCUUAUUGGCGUGAGGCUUUUCGCGUGCGACAUGUUUGGGGGGUGAAAAUGUUGAGAGUUGUGUGGUAUCGGCCUCCGAAUAUUCGGUGCAAAGAAAUCGAUCCAAAACAUCAUGCUGAGUGUUUCUUGUUUGUGCGGGAUGUUUACGGGGGGUUGGACGCUGCUGUGCGGGAAAGUGUGUUCUGACAGUGGUACGAACGAGCCGCAAUAUAUCAAUCCAAGACUGGGUGCUGUUGUCGGUGUUCACCUGGCUGUGCUGUGGCGCAUGUAUGCUUGAGGGGAUCUCGUGGGAGCUGGACCGGUUGGUCAUGCUGUUUCCUCUUGAUGCUUCUGUUUUACCAGAGUUGUGUGUGUGUCCGUGGUCCCUUAAUUUUGUCUUGAGGAGGCGUUAUUUUAGGAGCGAACGUUGAACAUUUUCGGAUCUAUCUCGACGGGAGUAUAGUUGUAGUAUCAAUUUUUCUUGUUGAGUGAGCGCGGUCCGUUGGGCUUCUGUCGUUGUGCUUCUUUCUGUGUGCGUGGUGAAUCAGAGAAGUAUCCUGCUAGAGCCAUCCCCAAGAUGUUGGACGCUGGCAGCUACACGUAUCUUUGAGCUGGCAACCCAACCCAGCAGGAGGGAGAAAAAAGCAGUAUCAGGAUGACGCUCGUCGCGUGGAUUUGUGGUAACAGUCUUCGUUGUUUUGUUCAUCUUCUGGGGUUCGUUGCCAUAGAUAUCAGGUGCCUUGCUGCUGCUGCUGCUGUCAUUGCAAGCAGUGUGUGUGUGGUUGAAAAUGUGUUUUGUUGGUUGUUAGACUUUUUUUUUUCAUGGUGUUCUUUGCCUGGUUCGGUGUUGGUUAGAAAUGCACCGAGAGUGAAGUAAAGGCGGGCAAUGAUGGAUCGGAGGGGGGAGAAGCGACUACUUGUUUUUGUUUUGUUAUGACCCAACGAGUCCGUCUCUAUCAAUGAAAGAGUCGUAAGUAGAUUAACAAUGAAUCCAUAGCGUUAGCGAAAGUUUAGUUUUCCACUAUAUCUUUUAUGUUUUUUGCAUGCUUUUGUUCGACCUUUGACCAGGCGUGCGUGCGCGUCCUCGAGAGGACGGAGCGUUGUUCUCCCAGGACCGAUCACCGAUGGGCAAUCGUUCCUUCCUACUUUGCAAAAGGCGGCUGAAAAAAUAUGUUCCCUAAAUGAUCGUAUCUAUUAAAAUAUCUGUCCCGUCGAUAUCACUUUCCGCCUUUUCCAUGAGAGGGGAGAGAGAGAGGUUACACGUUUUUUUGCUUUGGCCCCGUCCCACCGGCGAGACGGAGCUAUUUGUGCCAAAAAACUGAGAGACAACGGUAGUUUACCUGUCCGACUAGUGAUGGUGCUGUUGUCGUCACACACAUAUGAAUCUACGGCAUGCCUGGCGGCACUGCUUGAGAACCUCCAAUUUUGGGCGGUACUUCUGUGUGGAGGUAUGGACAGCAACAGCAAUACCCAUGUCUGCACAGAGCGACGACGAGUUUGCGCUGGAUCCCAGGGCCCCGCGUGCACAAACGGGGCCAGGUGUGAGGUUAAUCACACGGGGGUUCCUUCCCGUCGCAACCAUACAGCAUUGCUGGACAGCCAAACAGCUGCAGCAGUGUUGGUGUGAGUCGGCAGGGUCCCGCGGCAAUGCAUGUGGGCAUCAGGCCGCAAGGGAUGCCGGGGUUCCACCCCGCGGCUUCGAGCGCUAGCUACUAUCAACCGGUGCUGUUUUUGCUGGUGGGGCUGCUUCUUGUGCUCCUCCUCCUGGCGCCGUCCCUGUUCCUCGACACUCGUAUCUUUUCGAGAGUCGAGUGCCCUUGGGUUUUCCGGGCGUGGUCCAACAACGCGGGCUGUUGAACGCAAAAACGUGUGUGUGUGGGAUUUUUUUUCACGCUUUUUUGCAAAUUUCAAUGGACCCAAAAAGUCGAACUUCGAACUAUCCGCUUGUUCGAUGUUCGAUGUUCGACUUUUCCAAAAAUUACGUAGGACCCACCCACACACUGGUACCAUAGGUGUGGAGUCUGGCCUUCUUCCCCUCGCUCCCCGACAAGCUUUUGCUUAGACAUGGGUUGUAGCGAAGGGGGGGGUCUUUCUGGCGAGCAGGGCUAGACUCACCCUCAAGGGAUGACCGAAACCUUCUUGCUGCUGCGCAUCCGCCGCGAGGCGUGCGUGUGGUGGUGGAGUUGGGUCGGCACUGAUGGGGUCAGGCGGGAAAAUGUAGAUGCGCGGGCCUUUCUGGCCGUCGGCGUAGGCAGUGAUGCCCAUCUCAUUUUUGUGCGCGGAGGCAGACACCAUCAGAAAGGUGGACGGGCACUACACGGCCCUAGGUUUGCUAGAGGGAGCUGCAUUGCCUCAGUAACCUGGCUUCGCCAUCAAAGGAGGAGGGAGCAGGUGGCGACGAGCUGAACUGGGCUGGUUGACCCCUUCGGCGCGAGAAUUUUUAUUUUUCAGACCAAGAACCUUGAGUGCAAUGAGGGAGAAAGCGAGGAACGGACUGGGAAGGACAGCAACGAGAGCGUGUACGGACGGAGCAGGUCGAGUGGCGUUUUGCUCGGGCUGACUACAGCGGCGCCGGAUGGAGCAAUGGCACCGGAGCAUGCGGGCGACAUCGACCCGUGGCGCACGGACAAACAUUUCUAUCUGUGUUGUCAAUUUUUUUCGUUUUUUUUCUGACUUUCCGUGUUGGUUUUGUGUGAUGACAUCGUCACCGGUUUUGUAGAGAGACCCGUCAGAGAUGGCGUGGCUAACCCGGGUGCAUUGGUUUUGUGCCUGAUCGUGGAAGACCCCUUCAAUGUGGAACGAUUCUUAGCUAGUGUCGAUAUUUUUCACUGCAGUGCCAACACAGACGAUCGGGAGAGAUUCGGGUGAUUGUCAAUUGCUGCUAUGAUGGCUUUGGUUGGUUGUUCUUUUUCACUGUACGGCCGCAGACACAUUCUGACAGCACUUCAGACAGCAGCUUUGUGCCCCGCCAGCUGCUUGUUCCAUGCCUACCAUGGUGUUUUUGUACAGACGGCACUUCAGACAGCAGUAUGCUGUAGUCGGCAAUCUUCCGUUUUGGUAUAGAAUGGGACAGGGGGGUGAUGCUACUCUGUAGUCGAACGGUGGGACGGACGUGCAGUUCAGUUUUUGGGCACGCAUACGGUGCUGCAGGGAUUUUAAGGUGUACCUCUUCGGGCUCUUGGAUACCUUUUUCUCGCUAUAUGUGUGCGUGUUCUUUAGAUCCU
Ectocarpus sp. CCAP 1310/34 is the source of this 6163-nucleotide messenger RNA. Lineage: Eukaryota; Phaeophyceae; Ectocarpales; Ectocarpaceae. The record is from the annotation of a GenBank genome assembly.